This is a messenger RNA of Marchantia polymorpha subsp. ruderalis, 5685 nucleotides long. Lineage: Eukaryota; Viridiplantae; Streptophyta; Marchantiopsida; Marchantiales; Marchantiaceae. The record is from the annotation of a GenBank genome assembly.
CGAGAGAUGAGAACGGGGGACAAGGAAGAUGGGAGGGUAGUACGAAAGGAGGAGGAGGAGGAGGAGGAGGAGUAUGUAAUCGAGAGGGAGGAAAACGGAGAGGCGGUCAUGAGGUGGAAGCCGGGACGGGACGACCAAAAUCGCGCUUUUGGCAUUGAGGACGAAAUGAGGGAGGGGCGGAUGCGUCUGCGCUUCCUUCCCUUCGUUCGGAACCGGGGAAUUCUAUGGUCAGUGUAAGUGGUGGAGUUCAUGAAGACAGAAGUCACGCUGUUCGCGUGUGAUCCAGAGAGAAUUGCACCGUUGGACAAAUCAAAGAAACGAGUUGAAGGCAGAGGUUAGGUUGGGCGGAGCUCCUUGCGUCGACAAGAAGAGGGCGAGUGGGAUGAGUUGUGUCGAUGCAGGCGCAGGGUGAAUGAAGCAGAUCAUGACCAACAGAACUUCGUUACGAGAAUGGAUUGGAAGAUGACACAGGAAGUCGAGUAGGAAUAAUGUCACGGAUUAGGGUGGCGGGGAUUGAUUUUCCAGGCCAAGGAAGGAAGGAGGGAGCGGGUGGGAGGUUCUUAUCUUAGUGCCUGACGUGUUCCUACGAAAGGUCGCUUUUAGUUGCUCUGUGGCUUCUUUGCCUGGAUGAUUAUCCCCUUGCUCACCUGCAGAGUCGAGGGACGGGUGUAGGCCACAUUGUGGAAUGUGGCAAAGCUGCAGGAACAACGAGUAGCAUGCGAAGGCUCAGAGCCAAAUUAGGGUGUUGAGGGGAUGGAUUCUCCUGAUGUUGGGAGCAGGGAAGACAUGAUCGAGUCAGGAAAGAGGCGAAAGAUUUCGGAUGGGUCAGAUUUCUCCAAAGACAAGGAUAGGCAUACGGAACACGUUCAAGAUUGGGGUGAAACAGGUGAUCGUAAGCAACGUGCAAGCAAGUCUCGCAAGUACGGCAAGGGCGAGAGGGAGCCCCGGGCUGUCAGGGUUAAAGGAUAUGGAGGAGGUGAUGAGAGAGUUGCUGAUGGGAAUGGCGAGUACUCUGAGGACGAGAGGGCUUGCACAGGAGGUAAAAAGAGGGUAGAUAAAUUAGACACUUCUUGGGACAUGCCGGAUGAAGGUCGGUCUAAGAGGAAGUCUAACAAGGAUAAAAGGGUUGCAAAGUUGGAAAAAUUUCCAGUUGGAGAAAGUGGUGGAAAAGAGGAAUCCGGAGAUAAGGAUGAUCGAGGAUGGGGUCAGGUCAAGGAAGUAAGAGACGAAAGCGAACGUAGUGAAGCUGGACAUGUCGAAGUUCUGGGCAUAAGAUCGAGUGGGAGCAGCAAAAAAAAAGCAGGUGGAACGAGAGCAGGGAAAUCAGGAGAGGGAAUUGAUAUUGAUGACGAAGAGCGGAAGGUGGGACGGGAUUAUUGUGAGGAGUCCGAGGAGGACAGAGGUUGGCGAUAUGAAGAUGAGAGAGCAGAUCAAGAAGUGAAGGCUGCCGGACUUGGAUCAUGCCGAAGCAGGAGCAGAAGCAGAGGAGAGCGAGGCCACGAAGUAGAGAGGGAUGUAUCGGCGGACCGAGCAGCAGGUUACGACGAUUCUGAAGAUGGUCGACUGUCAGAGAAGAGAAGGAACGGUAGAGAGAAAAAUCGUGGGGCUAAAGGUGAUAGGGAAGAAGCCUCUGAGAGAUUUGAAGGCGAAGAUGAUGAUAGAUUUGACUGUGGCUGGGGUGAAGUCGAAGGCAAGCGAAUCAACAGUCGAACAGCUGAUAAGGUCGAGGAAAGAGGUGGCAAGCGCGGGGGUAGAGAUCGAGGACGAGGGGAAGCAAUCGAGCUCUUUAAGGAAGAUGGGCACGAACCGGUCAAAGAGAGAGACAGAAACAAGGGCAGCGAGCGAAAUGACAGCAAGUGGGCCGAGUCGGAAGAAGGCAAAGCUGUCGGACGAAGCAAGAGGAGUAGAGAAGAUGAUCGACGUGAGAGGUCUCGAGGCAAAGAGCGCGGAGACGCUGGCCAGGAUGAGUUCGAAGACGGAGCAAAAAUUUCGAUUAGGGUUAGGGAGGACGGCAGAGCUGAUCGCCAGCAGCUCAGGAGCGAAAGAGCGGACGAGUGGGCCGAACUCGAGAGUGGUCCUCGGUCCAACGGCAGGAAAAAAUCGGACAGGGCUGUGGACGAUCGGUUGGACGGUGGCAGAAGUCGUGACAGAGUGGAAGGAGGAGGAAGAGACGAGGCAGAAGAUGGGAGAAGAGGAAGAGGGGAGAAGGUGGAUGAGGAUUGGACUGAUAAGGUUCCAGGUUCGGGCAGAGAAUUGAGUGUCGAGGCCGCCGAUGAUAUGGGGAGAUUCGCUGCGAGAUCAAGAGGUGAAAGAGAUGUAGAACGACCUGAUAAACAUCGUGAGAAGCUACUCAGAGAUCGAGCGGAGGGCAUCAGGGAGGCCCCUGAGGAAGGAGGGAGACUUUCAGCCAGAGGUCGUGGUGAUGACGACAGAGGGGACAAAUCUAGAGCAAGAGAACGAACAGAUGGCGGGCGAGAAGAGUCCGAGGACGGAGGGAGGUCUGGAGGAAGAAGUAGGAGUAUGAAGAACUGGAAAGAUUCUUGGAGUCCUGAUUUCAAACGAGGAGGUGCUCGUGGAGAUUGGGAUGAUGGCGAAAGAGACUGGCUAGAUGAGAAGGAAGAGCUCGAGCGGGAGAGGCCGAGCGGCAGGCGAGAGAGAGAAAAGGAUCGUGAUAGGUAUCUCGAAAGGGAUGGUGCCCACGACAAAGAUUACGAUGAUUCUUGGGAGAGAAGCAGGCGGAGAGAAUGGGAGGAGGUAUCCGACAGGAGGAAAGACCGACCUCGAGAAAGAUACAAGGACAGAGAUGACAAAGGUAGAGACAGGGAUCCUGAGCAAGACAUUGACCGCGAAAGUUGGGAGUUGGACCGAAGGAGGGAGAGAGUGGAGAGAGAACGAUCCGGGAGAGAAAGGUUCGAUAGAGAAAUGAAUGAAAGGGAGAGAAUGGAAAGGGAGAGGGGAGAGGGGCUAACCAGCCCCAAUGCUGUAGGGAUGUUAGGUGAUGUAAUUGGCCGAGGUGGUUCAGGUAUGCAACUACCCCCGAACGUGGAUCCUGGCAGAGGUCUAUUGGCCAGUGGACCUUUCAUGCCUCGGGCAGCAGGAGACAAUGGAAUGCUUCAAGGAGACUACAUGUUGGGAGUUGGAGAUGGGGACUGGGAAGCACCAAUGCCAGAUGAAAGGUUGCGUCUCGGAGAUGGAGGAUACCUUCAUGACAGUCGAGACCGGUUCACAAACGAAGACGAACCACCACCAGGUUUGGAUCAGGUAUUUGGACCUAGUCCAGGUAGGGGAGGAGGCAAUGAUGGUGGCAUGGGGUUCAAUCUUCAUCGCGGAAAUGGGAGGGCGAAGGGAUCUCCUAGCAACCGUGGUCGUGGCCCGGUGGUAAUGCAUGAAGGGAGGCCGAUAUUUCUGAACAAUCAAGCCGGUGGAUUAAUGAUGAGGAAUAUGCAGCAAGGAGUGAAAGGUGGAAGAGGAGGCAGAGGUCCGGGGAAGGGUGGCAGAGGUGGUGGUGGCAGAGAUAAUCAGAGAGGUAACGUCACAGGCAUAUCGCAGAUGGGGCCUGGCCCAGGCCCGGGCCCGGGCAUGCCAGGACCUCAUUUCGGUCCUUUGGGACCAGCAGGACCGAUGCCAGGGCUUGGUCCGGGAAUGAUGGGCCCCGGGGGAUUCCAAAUGCCUUUUGCAGGUCCGAUGGGCUGGGGUGGUAAUCGCGGAGGAGACAUGGGAAUGAUGAAUGGUCCUCCUGGUCCAGGGCCAGGGCCAGGGCCAGGCCCAGGCCCUCCCAGGUUUGGUCCGGGAAUGGGUCCAGGUGGUCAUCCUGGCCCUGGUCCCAACAUGUUUUUCAACCCCCCAGGUCCUGGUAGAGGAGGCCCCGGCGCCAUUGUGCCUGGAGGAAUUUUUGGCGGAGGCUCACCAUUUGGUGGUCGGCCCAUGCCCGGAGAUAGAGGUCCCCCUGGAGGGAGGGGUGCUGCUAGAGGUGGUGGCCCAACAGGAAGAGGACCUUCAAGAGGCGAGCAAAAUGACUAUUCUCAGCAUUUUGUUGAUACUGGUUUAAGGCCUCAGAACUUCAUCCGAGAUGUCGAACUUGCCGACAGGUUUGAGGAGUAUCCUAAGCUGAAAGAAUUGAUUUCACGGAAGGACAAACUUAUUUCCGAUCGAGCUACCCCGCCGAUGUAUAUGCAAUGUGAUUUACGCACGACAGAGCUCCGGCCUGAAGUUUUUGGAACCAAGUUUGAUGUUAUUCUUGUGGAUCCACCUUGGGAAGAAUAUGUGCGACGAGCACCUGGCGUGGGGGAUUCGAUGGAGUGGUGGUCGUAUGAAGAUAUCCAAAAUCUUCGCAUCGAGGCAAUAUCAGACACUCCUGCCUUCAUCUUUCUUUGGGUCGGAGAUGCCGAGGGCCUUGAUCAGGGUCGCCUCUGUUUGAAAAAGUGGGGAUUCAGGAGAUGUGAAGACAUAUGCUGGGUGAAAACCAACCGAGAGAAUCCGACACCCGCAUUGCGACAUGAUGCGAAUACUCUUCUCCAACAUUCAAAAGAACAUUGCUUAAUGGGUAUCAAGGGAACUGUUCGACGCAGCACUGAUGGCCACAUCAUCCAUGCAAACGUUGACACCGAUAUUAUUAUCUCUGAAGAACCAGAUUACGGUUCCACUGCAAAACCGGAAGAACUGUAUCACAUCAUAGAACAUUUCGCUCAAGGUCAGCGACGCCUAGAGCUUUUUGGGGAAGACCACAAUAUAAGGGCAGGCUGGGUUACUGUGGGGAAAGGAUUGUCUUCAUCAAAUUUCAGUCCACAGAUGUACGCUAAACAUUUUGUCGACGCCGAGGGCAAGGUUUGGCAGGGAGGUCGGGGCAAUCCUCCAGUAGAUGCUCCCCAUUUGGUGGGCACCACUCCUGAGAUUGAAUCUCUUCGGCCGAAGUCCCCACCACCACGAGCCCAGCAGCAGCCACCAUCUCAGGCAGCAAAUUCUAUACCACAGACUGCGGGUGGAAUUACGACUAACAAGAAACCACCUUCUACAUCUCAAGUGGGCUCGCAAAACGGACCUUCAGCCACCAAUCUGGUUUCUGGGCAGGGGCAUGGGCUACACUCUCAAGCCUCUUCUGUCGGAGGCACCAGCAGAGGUGGAGGCGGUCAUGCUCAACCAACGAAGCGGCAAAAUGCUGCUGUGCAGGGGUCGAAGCCGUAUUUGAUAACUGCAAGUGGCAUUGAAAGCGUUGCGGUUUCAGUUGAACCAAGCUCUGGGCCCGAGCUGGUAGAGGUUUCAGGCGAGAGGGAAGGUGGUGGAAUAGGAGGGGAUCAAUCAAAAACACUGUCAUCUUGAGAAAUAUAUUCGGACCCUGCACACUGGAAAAGUUUUGUAGAAAGGUCUUGUAUCAUGUUCUUGUCUGGCUUGGUCAAGUUUUACUCUCUGAAUCUCCUCCCCACCUAUUUAGAAUUGUUGUCACCAAGGGUCACGAAGGGUAGUCGCAUCAGUAAAACGGGUCAUUGUACAUCCGGUGAGAAAUUCCAUGCAAUUUGUUCAUACGUCCUCCCUGGGCAGAUUCUUUGAGGGUAUAAGCUACCCCAACUCAUCAGCUAAUUAGGCACGAGAAAGGGCAAAGAACCGUCUGGCCUUGUAACAUAAAGAGGUUCCGUUAACUUUUACACAUCAAUAUUUCAUCGGCUAAUGAAAUUCUGGCGGUAAGUUCCG